This is a messenger RNA of Mesoplodon densirostris (Blainville's beaked whale), 723 nucleotides long. It is a transcript of the gene VGLL1, whose product is annotated as vestigial like family member 1. The record is from RefSeq and is a predicted model, not a curated record. The coding region runs from base 1 to 723 and encodes 240 amino acids. The transcript has 4 exons. Gene Ontology annotation, cellular component: nucleus. Lineage: Eukaryota; Metazoa; Chordata; Mammalia; Artiodactyla; Ziphiidae. Gene Ontology annotation, biological process: regulation of transcription by RNA polymerase II.
AUGGAAGAAGUGAGGAAGACCCCCAUCCAGAUGCAGAGCCCUAUCAAGACUGAAUGGAAUUCCCGCUGUGUCCUUUUCACCUAUUUCCAAGGGGACAUUAGCAGCGUCGUGGACGAGCACUUCUCCAGAGCUCUGGGCAAUGUCAAGAGCCCCCAGGGACUCAGCCCUUCCAGCCAGAGCAGAGAUGUGAUCCUGAGGAAUGAUAGUGGCAUGCCUCCAAAUCAGUGGCGUUUCUCUUCUCAGUGGACAAAGCCACAGCCGGAAGUAUCUUUUGCAAAUGGUGCCGCCAGCUGCAGUUUGAGUGGAUCUGGUCCUGUGGCUAUGGAUCUGUAUCCAGUGUCCCUGACCGGGAGCCCUUCCUUUCAGCCUGGCGAGCUGAGGCAUUUCUCCUCCCUCGCCAGCUCCAGCUUCCCAGAGCCUGGCUACCCUCAUGCCUUUUCCACUGGGCACUUGGUUCCAGAGCCCCAGCCUGAUGGGAAGUAUGAGCCCCUCCUAAGUCUCCAGCCAGAGAGAUGCCCAAUCCAUCCUCAGGAAUCUGCCUCGUGGGAAGAUGGCAACUCUGCCCAGACGGCCGGAAGCAAGGGAUUGCUCUUCAACCUGCCUUCCGGCUCAGCCCACUUUAAGAAAAUCUAUUUCCCCUCUGAUGGUGGACCUGCCAGUGCCAGCCUUGCAGUUGAAAAAAGCCAGUCUCCAGAGAGAAGAAAAGAUCUGUUCUUUUACUGA